AUGGACGAGAUACGCAAGAUCCCUCCCGUGACGCGCACCAUCCUCGGCGCCACGGGCGCAAUCACGCUGCCAUGCAUUCUCGCCAUCACCUCUCCGUGGCGCUAUGCGCUCUCUUGGCCGCUCGUCAUCUCCAAGUUCCACCUCCACCGCGUGGUCACCUGCUUCUUCUUUGGCGGCAGCGGCCUCAAGCUGCUGUUUGACGUUUUCCUCAUCUUUCGCAACAGUACCGAUCUCGAGCUCAACCACUUUGGCAGACGCACCGCCGCGUACACCUGGGCGCUCCUCGUCAUGGGCACCGUCAUCCUCGCCAUCAAUUAUCCACUCGGCUCGCCCAUCCUCUUCGGCCCCAUGCUCAACGCCCUCGUCUACCUGUGGAGCAGGGCGAACCCGCACAGCAGCGUGUCGUUCUUCGGCAUGGUCAACUGCCCCUCCCGCUGGCUCCCCUAUGUUUACAUCGGCAUCGACCUGCUCCAGGGCGGACCGGGGCUGGCGAUCCAGAGCGCAACGGGACUCAUCGCAGGCUACGUGUACUGGAUGCUGGACCAGGUGCUGCCGGGUCAGCAACGCAGGCGACGCGGGAGCUACAUUCCCACGCCUGGUUUCCUCGAGAACUUGCUGCCGGAUUCGCUCGAUCCAUCGCUCGAGGGGCAAAAUAUGGGCAACCGAAACGCUCGCAGAGUGGCAGGAGGCACCGUGUGGAACGCGGCUCGUGACCGGGGCAACCGGCUCUCCGACACCGGUCCAGCGAGCCCACGCCCCACGAGCGUCGCCUCGGCGCUGGGCGCAGGGACAAGGUCAACACUCUCGGCGCUGAACCCCUUCCGCGGCUCGCGGUCUGCAUCGCAGACCACCGGUCCGAGCCGCGAAGAGAUGCUCGCUGCAGCAGAGCGAAGGCUGCGCGCCAGUGGAUCCUCGUCGAUCGUCGGCCGCAAUGCUGCCGAACGCACGCCGGCAAAGCCGGCAGGAUCCAACACGCCCGGAUCCACCAGUCUUAACGCGCGCCCCGCCGCCACCUCGGCCACUACCGCGAGUGCGAAUCUGAGAAAGACGGCGGCGGGAAGUGCGCAGUCCAACAUGUUCACCUUUGGCCAGCUCAACGACUCGUCGCGUGCACACCAGCAGCACGAAGAAGACCAUAGCUCCAGCGGGGGUGCGGUAGCCGAACAGCGUCGGACACCCAAAGGCAAGGCGAAAGCACGCGAUAGCGAUGACGAAGAAGAGGCACCACCAACAGCAGGCUAUACGUGGGGAUCCGGCGGCCAGCGUCUAGGCGAUUAG
Molecule: messenger RNA, 1278 nt
Organism: Moesziomyces aphidis
Lineage: Eukaryota; Fungi; Basidiomycota; Ustilaginomycetes; Ustilaginales; Ustilaginaceae
Source: the annotation of a GenBank genome assembly